Catharus ustulatus (Swainson's thrush) is the source of this 5093-nucleotide messenger RNA. RefSeq names its product phosphatidylinositol-4-phosphate 3-kinase catalytic subunit type 2 gamma (gene PIK3C2G). The coding region runs from base 1 to 4557 and encodes 1518 amino acids. Gene Ontology annotation, cellular component: phosphatidylinositol 3-kinase complex; cytoplasm; plasma membrane. Gene Ontology annotation, biological process: phosphatidylinositol 3-kinase/protein kinase B signal transduction; phosphatidylinositol-3-phosphate biosynthetic process; phosphatidylinositol-mediated signaling. The transcript is spliced from 33 exons. Lineage: Eukaryota; Metazoa; Chordata; Aves; Passeriformes; Turdidae. Gene Ontology annotation, molecular function: 1-phosphatidylinositol-3-kinase activity; 1-phosphatidylinositol-4-phosphate 3-kinase activity; phosphatidylinositol binding. The record is from RefSeq and is a predicted model, not a curated record.
AUGGCACACUUUGUGCCCUACUCAGCCAGUGAAUUUUGUGAAGUACACCCUGGGCUCCAAGCACCUUACCCAAAAUGCCAUCCUGGUUCUGAUGGGGAGAUUCCCCUGGGAUUUGAUCCAAUAGUUGAUGAAGUCAGCAACGAAUUCUUUUUCUAUGGCUCAUCCCAUCCACAUCACCAUGAAGAAAUGUUUUUCCCAUCAGACCUUUUCAUUCGGAAUGUGCCUGACCAGCACCUUCACAGCCACCCUGUCAUUGCUCAUGGAGAGGUUUACCCUGGAAAUGCAACCCCUCACUGGCAGCAAGGCACAGAGUCACCUGUGGUUGGCUUCAGACCUUCUUUAUUGCCUGAUUGCAGAAACUUCUCUGUGCUGGAUUCUCACCCCUACAGCCCCCAGAGAGAGCUCCAUGGGAGGCAGAGUGUAAAUCCAGUUUCAAAUGUGCAAAGGGACAGCACAAAUCUGGAGUUUCAGAUAGGCUUUGACAAUCUGGCUGCUCCAAGUCCUGUUUUCUCAGACAAUUAUCCAUUUGGACAAAAAGUGAGAGAAGAAAGUGGAAAUGGGGCAACUUCUUUAACCAGUAUUUCCAGAAGAUGCAACAUAGUUCCUACCCACCCCCAGGGCUCUGGGUACAGCAGAGAGGCUGCAGGUUGGUCUAUCCAGCUGGUCGAAGCAGAUCGAGGAAGCAAUGAAAACAUUGCUGGUUUUUGCAAAACAGUGGAGAAAAUCAGAAAUGCAUAUCCUGCUUUUGAUUUGAAGACAAAUACUGGGAAAAUCUGGAGUAUCACAACAAGGUUCCCAGAGCAUAUCCUUGGUAGAACAAAAUUCGGAAUGAGUAUUUGGACAGAUUUUUCACCAUAUCCUCUACUUCUUACACAAGAUGCUGGCUGUAUCACUCACGACUUAAUUGUGGAGAUCCUCCGUGUCGCAAAUCAAUACCCAGCCCGGGAGGAAUGGCUGCUGAGUGUUUAUGGGGCUGAUGAAUUCUUACAAAACAACUGUACCUUGGGAAGCCAUGAAAUUCUUCGCAAGGCCAGCACCUGCAUCCAGCUCUGCCUGCACCACACUGGUGACUUGAAGCCAAGCUUGGCUAGAACGGUGAGUAGCCUUCUUUUCUUCCCCUUUCCUCCAGCAUCCCUGAAGGAAAGAUACUCCACCAACCCUUUUACAGAGCAACCUGCAUGUGGGGAUGACCAAAGAAGGUUCUGUGUGAAUGAGCUCUUAGAAGACAUUUGUGCCUGGAGAUUGGUUUGGCAGAACCUUGUCUCCGUUAUUAUGAACUACAGAGGUCAAGUGGAAUAUCUGCUGCAAAAUGAGGUAUUUAAUAAUGUUGAUAAUGUGAUUGAAGCAGCUAAAGCCAUCUGCAGUGUCCUCUGUUUUGUGGAAACCAGAGACAUUACUGAUGCAGUCAGGAAACUCUGUGCUUUGGUGAAAACACAGAGCUCUCUUCAAAGUGUGGAAACACCAGGCAAAGUGUUAAUAGAGACUGCUGUGACUGAGCUCUCCAUGGCCAUCUCCCAUCUCAUCCAUGCCUACAGCAGCAGCUUUGAUGCAAAUUUCCAGCUUGCCAGCACACCUGAGAGCCCUUUAUGUGCAGACAUCAGCCUAAACUCCCAGCUGAGCUUCACUGUUUGUGCUGCCCACAACAUCCCAGAAGCCUGGGUGACCAGGUACAAAGUUUUCUCUUUCUCCUGUUUGCUAACGUAUGCUGGGAAGACAAUAUGUCAAGCAAAGAUUUGCAAAAAUACUCUGGUUAAAAGAUCCUUCUUUUUCCUGGCUGACUGGAAUGAGAAGGUCAACUUCCCUCUGCGAAUAAAGGCUCUUCCAAGGGAAACAAUGCUGACAAUAAAACUACUGGGAGUAAACAGCACCUCCAGAAACACAGAAGUGCUUGCUUGGACGUGCUCCCCAUUGUAUACAAAAGAGAGGCUCAUCCAUGGAACCGUGCUGCUCAGCAUGGCUCUGCACAGCACAGUCCCCACAAUAGUGAUCACCCCGGGCAUCUGCAGCACUGAGACUCCAACCUCAGUCACACUGCAGAUCGACUUCCCAGAAACUGAUCUGGAGUUCAUUAAACCUGAACCUGAAGAAAGAAGAGGUGAUCUUGUAGAGCCAACCCAGGAGUGCCUGGAGCACAUUGCAAGGCUUUCACAGAAACAUUCUCUCUUGCUACUCUCAGAGCAGCAGAGAAGGAUUUUGUGGUUUUAUCGCUACUGCUGCAAUAACCAGACAUGCUCCCUCCCUCUGGUGCUGGGCAGUGCCCCCAGCUGGGACAGCACCACAGUGUCAGAAAUGCACACCUUGCUGAGGAACUGGGAAUUUUCCAACCCUCUAGAGGCACUUGGGCUGCUGACUUUCAGUUUUCCAGAUCAAGAUAUUCGCAGGGUAGCAGUCCAGCAAAUAGAAAAUGUGUCAAAUGAUGAAUUGUUAGAAUACCUCCCACAGCUGGUUCAGGUGCUCAGGUUUGAGUGGAGUCUUGAAAGCCCUCUGGUGAAACUCCUGCUGAAUCGUUCUCUGCAGAGCAUCCAAGUAGCCCACCAGCUUUACUGGCUGCUGAAGAAUGCACAGAAUGAUGUUCAUUUCAGAAUGUGGUAUAAGAAACUACUGGCUGCUCUCCAAUUCUGCGCUGGACAAGCCCUGAACAAUGAAUUUUCUAAGGAAGAAAAACUCAUCAGAAUUCUGGAAGACAUUGCCACAAAAGUGAAAGCUGCCAGUGACCCAAAAAGAAAGGAGGUGUUAAAUCUGGAACUCAGGAGACUCCAGCAGUUCUUCCAGGAGGUGAAGCUCUGCCGGCUCCCCCUGAACCCCGCACUUGUUGUCCAAGGCAUAGAGCCAGAUUCAUGUUCUUAUUUUACAUCCAAUGCCUUUCCCUUAAAAAUCUCCUUCGUCAAUGUGAAUGCUCCAAGUGGAAACAUCAAUGUUAUUUUUAAGAUAGGUGAUGAUCUACGUCAAGAUAUGUUGGUUCUGCAACUUAUUCGGGUGAUGGACAGCAUUUGGCUCCAAGAGGGACUGGAUAUGCAAAUGAUCAUUUAUAGGUGUUUAUCUACAGGGAAAGGACAAGGACUGGUACAGAUGGUGCCAGAUGCUACCACACUAGCGAAGAUCCACAGGGAGUCUGGACUGAUAGGACCACUGAAAGAAAACACAAUUAAAAAAUGGUUUCACCAUCACCAUCCUCUGGAAUCAAGUUACCAAGAGGCCAUAAGGAAUUUCUUUUAUUCCUGUGCUGGCUGGUGCGUUGUUACCUUCAUCCUGGGAGUCUGUGAUCGACACAGUGACAACAUAAUGCUGACAAAAACUGGACACAUGUUCCACAUAGAUUUUGGAAGAUUUUUGGGUCAUGCACAGAUGUUUGGAAGCAUAAGAAGGGACCGAGCUCCCUUCAUCUUCACAUCAGAGAUGGAGUAUUUCAUAACAGAGGGUGGGAAAAACCCACAGCGUUUCCAGGAGUUUGUGGAGCUUUGCUGUCGAGCUUAUAACAUAGUCAGGAAACACAGCCAGCUGCUCCUAAACCUGCUUGAGAUGAUGCUGCAUGCAGGAUUGCCCGAGCUGAGCAGCAUCCAGGAUCUGAAAUACGUGUAUGAUAACCUCCGUCCUCAGGACUCAGAUCUCCAGGCUACAAGCUACUUUACAAGGAAAAUAAAGGAAAGUUUGGAGUGCUUCCCUGUGAAACUCAAUAACUUGAUCCACACGCUUGUGCAGAUGUCAGUGGGGAGCUCUGCUAAGCCUCCAGCCCCAGAGCCUGUCCCCCAGGAGUGGAUGGUGCUGGACACAGAGGGGUCAGUUGCAAGGGCCACCAUUCUGGGAUUCAGCAAAAAGCCAGACCCUGUAUAUCUCAUCCAGGUGGUGCAAACCUGCAAUGUGGUCACCUUCGUGGAAAAAUCAUUCGACCAGUUCUCAAAACUUCACAGCCAGCUCCAGAAGCAAUUCCCAUUUCAUGCCCUCCCAGAGACAAAAGGGGAACAGCUUGGGCCUGACAAAACUAUUCCUGAAAUUAAAGGGUUUCCCCACUCAUGGCAUUUGCCUUUCACAGAUCUUGAGCACAAAAGAGUGAAGGAUUUGAACUUCUACCUGAAGCAGCUAUUAAGUGGCUCCAGGAAACUGGCUAAUAAUGAGCUUGUACUCAGCUUCUUCCUCAAUUGGUCCAAAAAUACCUUGCCAGAAGAUUCAGCAUCUCAUACCUUAGGUUCUCAGUCAGCUGGCCACAAGCCUGGAGUACAACUGGUCAUAUCCUACGAGAGCACCCGUCUGACAAUAAUGCUGAAACACAUGAGGAACCUCCACCUCCCAGAUGGCUCUGCCCCAAGUGCACACGCCGAAUUUUAUCUUCUGCCAGACCCUUAUGAGGUCAGUCGAAGGAAAACAAGAACAGCUCCAAAAGGCUCUGACCCUACUUACAAUGAACUUAUUGUCUAUGACAGAGUCACAGAUCUCCAAGGCCGUGUACUGAAGCUUGUUGUGAAAAGCAAAGGAGCAUUCGUAGGAGCUGUAAACAUCCAACUGAGCAGUAUCCAGUUAAAUGAAGAAAAGUGGUACCCACUGGGAAACAGUAUAAUUUAAAUGUUCUCCAAGAUGAUUCAAUUAUCUGCCCACUAAUAUUUCUUUAUCCCAUUUCCCACGGUACAUUUUGUCUCAGUUGCCCUUGAGAAUAGGCAGUCAUCUGCUGAGCACAUAUCCUAACAUUCCUAACCAUAAGGCUAUUUAUUGUCUUACAAGUGCUCCCAUCUUCCUGCCAUGCAUUCCUGACAGUGUGAGUUUAAGGAAUCACGCACUAAGGACUUGUAGCAACAUGCAGGAAGUUCUUAUGACAGCAAUGAAGGGGUUGGUUUUGUUAAUAUUAAAUAGUACUGUAAAAAUACUGAAUUCUGUACACAUCAGUGUGUUUGGCCUCAUUCUUUGCCAUUAAUUCCACUAACUGUGUAAAACAAAGCUGAUAAUGGUGUAAUUUAUCAUCACUGCAUGUGAUGGGUUCACUAGAAACCAUGGGAUGGUUCACUGCCAAUAUAUUUCAGAUGUCCAGCAAAUUUCACAUUAAAUCUUACCGAAGCAAUACUCUGCUUUUUAAAGAAUUUUCAAAGUUUUGAUAUAAUGUAACA